Messenger RNA from Liolophura sinensis, 7752 nucleotides. RefSeq names its product TATA-binding protein-associated factor 172-like. The transcript is spliced from 41 exons. NCBI's taxonomy places the organism in Eukaryota, Metazoa, Mollusca, Polyplacophora, Chitonida, Chitonidae. The coding region runs from base 371 to 5896 and encodes 1841 amino acids. Gene Ontology annotation, molecular function: DNA binding; TBP-class protein binding; ATP hydrolysis activity. The record is from RefSeq and is a predicted model, not a curated record.
GCUGGCAGUAUAAAUGCACGCCGCUGGCCGCGCAGGACAGGCGAGCAGGCAGGCUAUGACCUCUAUGAAAUUAGUGAAAAUACUUCAAUUAAAAGCGUCUUUGUGUCUUUCUGUGACACGAUCCUAAGUGAGAAUCACCAGUGUAAUCUAGUUCAGCACGGAGAGCGAAUUGUUGGCCGAGGUUGUUCAGCUAUAGAAUGUAAAGUUAAGAAGACUGUCUGCUUCUGGAUCACACUCAAUGAUUUUCGGACCGGAUCCAAACUUGAUGUGAGGAAGCAGGGAUCAAGGGGACCUCUGCUCAGAACCCCUUAUCCUCCCCCUCCCUGAUUUGCAGUGGUGAUCUGUGUGGGUGUGCGGCAGAGAACAAAAGAUGUCUACCAGACUUGACCGGCUAUUUCUCUUGUUAGAGACGGGCUCUAGCCCCCUGAUCCGUAAGUCUGCUGCAGCUCAGAUAGGCCAGGUACAGAAACUCCACCCCCAUGAGCUGAACAACCUCCUGGCCAAGGUGCAUGUUUACCUUCGUAGCACAUCAUGGGACACUCGCAUUGCAGCUGCACAGGCUGUUGAAGCGAUCACUCGCAAUGUUCCGCAGUGGCAGCCUCGUGGUGGCCCCAAAAAAGAAGAGGGUGAAGCUGACGAAGGUGUAUCAGCUGGCCGGCUAGCCUUCAAGCAGUUUGAUGUGAACAAAGUUUUAACCCAUGGGGCGUCCCUGCUGGGCUCUGAGGGCGGGGAGUAUGACGUGGAGGAGACCACUGGAGGUUUGGGAAAUAAGGAGAUGUUAGCAAAACAGAGACAGAUGUUGAACAAGCGCUUAGGUUUGGACAUCACGGGUAACAUGGGACUAGAGAUGGAAACCUUCUUCACAGAUGACGACUUAGUCUCAACCCAAUGUCCGAAAGUUAACGAUGUCUCUGUUAAGAAAGUGAUUCCUGUUAAAGAGCUGGUCAAACAACAACUACAGGACACGUCUGGCCUGAGCGCUCGGGAGCGUAACAAAGCCAAGAGAAAAGCCAAGCUGUGGGCCAAACAGAUUUCCCGAGAUAGCCAAGGGCAAAGCACUGAUUCAGCUGAUACAGAGCCAGCAGCUAAGAAAAUUAAACCAUCAGUGACAGCCAGUCAGGGGGCCAAUCAGAGCUGUGAUACUGAGACAGAGAGCAAGCUUAGUGUGGACAGCAACUGUGAUAAUACCGUCAACAUGGAUGAGGCAGAGGAGUGGCCGUUUGAGUCAUUCUGUGAAGUGCUACUUAACGACCUGUUCCACAGCUCCUGGGAGACGAGGCAUGGAGCCAGCACAGGACUGCGAGAGGUGAUCAAGUUACAUGGCAGAGGAGCAGGCAAAACCACAGACACACCCUGUAACCAGUUAGAGGCAGCAAACCAGUCCUGGCUCUCCGAUGUUGCGUUAAGAUUGCUCUGUGUCUUGGCACUGGACAGAUUCGGUGACUUCGUGGCUGAUGAGGUGGUGGCCCCUGUGCGGGAAACAACAUCACAGAGCUUGGGGGUAGUGCUUCGGUUCCUGGAUACCCCAGGGGUACAGGGGGUUCUGGGUGCCCUGCUGCAGCUGCUGGCACAGACCCAGUGGGAGGUACGCCAUGGUGGCCUGCUGGGCCUCAAGUACAUGCUUGCUGUGCGACAGGAUAUGACCGAGAUUCUUUUGCCAAUGGUGCUGCCCCCUAUAUUCUAUGGUCUCCAGGACAUAGAUGAUGAUGUGAGGGCUGUGGCUGCCUCUUCUCUUUUACCUGUGUCUACUUCACUCAUAAAGCAUCUUCCAGCCCAGGUGCCCCAGAUUGUGGCUUGCCUGUGGGAAACCCUCAUGGACUUGGAUGAGCUAACAGCUUCCACCAACAGCAUCAUGAUGCUUCUCUCUACAUUACUCUCCUAUCCCCAGGGGAGCUCAGUGUCCAGUCUUCAUCAGCCUCUCUCAGAGCUUGUCCCACGACUGUGGCCAUUUCUCAGGCAUAACAUCACCUCUGUGAGGGGAGCUGCUCUGGAAACUCUACACACUCUCCUGUCCUGUGCUAACAGCCAGAACACAGUCACCACAUGGCUGGCCCCUAUUCUACCAGACUGUUUGAGGCAUGUGUAUCAGCGUAGUUUACUCGAGGACAAUCCACAUGUGUUAGCAGUUACAGAAAAGGUGUGGGCUAAACUCCUGGAGGUUGUGCCCCUCUCCCACCUUGUUCCCGCGGCGUGUCUGUGGCUGGGCGUCUGGCUAUGUCUGGUGAUGCAGCCUGCCAGACUACCUUACGACCCUAGUUACCUGAUAGAAGCCAAACACAGAGGCAGGGAGCAGACCCCAGGUAAAGCCCGCCUGUCCAACAGUGGCGACUCCGUGUUGAAGGAGACCAGGGACCACAUCGGGGGAAUUAGCACGCUCACCUCAGGGCCUCAGGAGCUGGAUAUCACCGUCACUAGGGCCAGGAUCACCUCAGCCAGGCUAUUGGGUAAGCUGUGUAGCAGAAUGACAAAACCUGACAGCUCGCUGCCCCUCCCCCCAGAUGCGGAGGCUCCUGCCGACACCCUGGGCAAGCUCUUCCUCUUUCACCUGCUAUCCAAGUCAGCCAUCCAGAGGUUUGCCAUCAUCCUGACUGUACAGGAGUGGGCGUCAGCCAGCAAGGGUCAGGGAAUAGGGGAAGAGCUCCUCAGUCGGAUGUCUGAGUGUCUGAAUGAGGCCAUCUACUUUGACGAGAUCGCCUUACCCUUCACACGCAUGCAGACAGACUGUCGAGAGUUUAUCUCUCUCUUGUCUCAGCAAGGUGUGGAACUAGAGUCAAAAUUCCCACCAGGGACAAUUCUGUCACUGGAGCAAGCCAUUGCAUUGACAUCCACUGUGUUUGAUCAGCUGAAGACAGAGUUACCUCCCCUCAAGGUGAAAGAGUUUGAGGCUCGACGAGCUCAGCUACAGGCCAAGGUCAUGGACACAUUCAGGCAGCAACAGUCCCUUACAUUCCGAGUGCAGAGUGGCCUGGCAGGGGUAAUGAUCCUGAUGGACAGACUGCCAGACAAGCUCAACCCCAUCAUUAGACCUCUCAUGGAGUCUGUCAAGAAGGAGGAAAAUCCAGACUUACAGAAUCGAGCGGGGAAGAGUUUAUCUCUCUUGUUACAGAAAUGUUCUCAAAGAAACCCAAGCCCAAAUUCCAAAAUUAUAAAAAACCUGUGCAGUUUUCUUUGCUGUGAUCCAAAAGUGACCCCACCUGUCCAGAGAUCUCCAAGUAUUUCAACAACAGAUAUACCUCCAGAAGUUGACUGCACAACUACCAGCGGGAUACUCACUCUUCUUAACCUGCAAAAGGGUAGCGAGGGAGGGCGGAGGAGGGGUUGGCUGAAGCGAGGCCUUAGUGCGCAAGCCCAGGCAGGAGUAGAAGUACCAACAAGUGUGGAGGAGACAGAGAGCGCACAGCUUCUGGCCAAUCAGAGGAGGGGAGCAGAGUUUGCUCUUAUGACUAUCACAAGCUGUUUUGCUGAGAGUCUUCCUCAGGAUUUGCCAACAUUGUGGCAAACUCUAACUGGCCCACUGACACAGAUCCAGACAAAAGGGUUUGAAGAGGGACCAGAAGCAGAGAAACUGGCUCAGGAAAUCCUGCAGAGUUUCCAGUUAAUUGAGUCCAUGAGCUCAGCCCUACACCAAGACGUUCUUACUCAGGUGUGUGCUCUGUUACCUGUGAUGGUACAGUGUCUACAUAACCCGUACACGGCUGUGCGUCACAUGGCUGCACGCGCUCUGGCGGCGCUGUCUCAGCUGCGCACCCUGGAGGUGAUGCAAACAGUUGUAGAGCAUGUCGUACCCUUGUUGGGUGCUUCAGAUGCUGAUGUGAAGAGACAGGGUGCUGUGGAGGCCAUUGCCAACCUCCUGGAGCAACUUGGGCUGGAGCUGGUGCCCUACAUGGUGCUGCUGGUGGUGCCAGUGCUGGGCAGGAUGAGCGACCAGAACGAUGCUGUCAGACUCAUGGCCUCCAACUGCUUCGCUUCUCUUAUUCGCCUUAUGCCACUAGAGGCUGGCAUUCCUGACCCACCAGAAAUGGACAACUCGCUGGUGAAGAGGAAGGAUGAAGAGAGGAAAUUCUUAGAACAGCUGCUGGACAGCUCCAAACUGGAAGACUACAAGAUUGAUGUCCCCAUACAGGCUGAGCUCCGCAAAUAUCAACAGGAUGGGGUCAACUGGCUGGCCUUCCUGAACAAGUACAAGCUUCAUGGGAUCCUCUGUGAUGACAUGGGGCUGGGGAAAACUCUCCAGUCUAUCUGUAUCCUGGCUGGGGACCACCACAGGCGAGAUGAGCUCUACAAGUCCACCAAACAGGAGGAUUGCUGCCCUCUGCCCUCGAUUGUGGUCUGCCCACCUACCCUGACAGGCCAUUGGCUGUAUGAGAUAGACAAGUUUGUCAGCAAAGACCAGCUCAACCCGCUGCAGUAUACUGGGCCACCCUGUGAACGUGCCAGGUUACAGAAGAGGGCCAAGAAGCACAAUGUGAUAAUAGCUUCCUACGACAUCGUCCGCAAUGAUAUUGACUUCUUCAGUUCCAUCAGAUGGAAUUACUGUAUCUUGGAUGAAGGACAUAUCAUCAAGAAUGGGAAAACAAAGCUGACUAAAGCAGUCAAACAGCUGAGGUGUAACCACAGACUGAUCCUGUCAGGAACCCCUAUUCAGAAUAACGUCCUUGACCUCUGGUCCCUGUUUGACUUCCUGAUGCCCGGCUUCCUCGGCACUGAGAAGCAGUUUCAGUGUCGCUAUGGUCGUCCCAUUCUGCAGAGUCGAGAUGCCAAGAGUACCUCCAAGGAACAAGAAGCAGGUGCCUUAGCUAUGGAGUCAUUACACAAACAAGUGCUUCCAUUUGUUCUGCGAAGACUGAAGGAAGAUGUACUUCAGGAUCUACCUCCAAAGAUUAUCCAGGAUUACUACUGUGAUCUCAGUCCCUUACAGAUUCAGCUGUAUGAGGACUUUGCCCGAUCUCGAGCUAGGAAGGGUUUGGAGGACUCCAUGCUCUCUCUCCAUGCAGAGGAGUCCAAAGCAAAGGUGCAGGGCAGCCAUAUCUUCCAGGCACUACAGUACCUACGUAAGGUGUGUAACCACCCAGCUUUGGUGCUGACCAGUCAGCACCCCAAGUACGAGGAGGUGAUGUCUCAGCUCCAGAGAGACGGGACGCCACUCCAUGACCUCCAUAACGCUCCCAAACUCACAGCUCUCAGGCAACUGCUCCAGGACUGUGGUAUAGGUGUGGUCAGUCUGCCUGCCACUGGUCAGCUUGACACGGACACACCAGUGGUUGGUCAACACCGCGUCCUGCUCUUCUGUCAGUUGAAGAGCAUGCUGGACCUGGUGGAAAAUGAUCUGCUCAAGUGUCACAUGCCGAGUGUGACCUACCUGAGAUUGGAUGGUAGUGUCCCUGCUGGCUCAAGACACACCAUCGUUAACAGGUUUAACAAUGACCCCUCCAUUGACCUUCUCCUGUUAACUACUCAUGUGGGAGGCUUAGGUCUGAACUUGACAGGGGCUGACACAGUUAUUUUUGUGGAGCAUGACUGGAAUCCCAUGAAGGACUUGCAGGCCAUGGAUCGUGCUCACCGUAUUGGUCAGAAGAGGGUGGUGAAUGUGUACAGACUGAUCACCCGGGGCACGUUGGAGGAGAAGAUCAUGGGGCUGCAGAAGUUCAAGCUGACCAUAGCUAACACAGUGAUCUCUCAAGAGAACUCGAGUCUGAAAACAAUGGGGACUGACCAGUUAUUGGAGCUCUUCACUCUGGAUGAGAAAAACAAGGGAAGUAAGCCAGUUCAGCAGGGGGAGGUGGACUCACAAAAAGAGACCAUGAAGUCUGUGUUGGAAAACCUAGAUGAGCUGUGGGAUGAGAAGCAAUAUGAGACAGAGUACAACCUGGACUCUUUCAUCCAGUCUUUACAGUAGUGUACAACGUAUGUCAGGCUGUGAAUUUAGAAUGAGUAUGCAGAAUAGUGCAGUCAUCCAUAUCUCUCUUCUUUUCUGAGAUCUACAUCAUAUGUGUGUAUUACAGUAACAAAGGGUUGUAAGAUUGAUAUCCAUGAAAAGUGGAAUAUACAUUGUUGUAUGAUAGAUCAUUAUUUAUGUAAAGUACAACAAUAUUGGGCUUUAUCAGCUGAGCUGUCAACUCAUCAUCAUUAUUGUCAGACAUGGUCAGCUAUGAUUUGGCAACCUUUAUUAUUAGACUUGUUUGUGUGGAAACCUUGCAGGCUUAAUCAGAUAUAUGUAUUAUCUAGCAACCUUUAUUAUUGGGCUUUAUUACCUGUCAGCAGUUGGCAUCACUCUUCAUCACCUGUCAUCUGGCAACCUUUAUUAUUAGGCUUUAUCAUCUGUCAGCAGUUGGCAUCACUCUUCAUUGGCCGUCAUCUGGCAACCUUUAUUAGUAGGCUUUAUCAUCUGUCAACAGUUGGCAUCACUCUUCAUCACCUGUCAUCUGACAACCUUUAUUAUUAGGCUUUAUCAUCUGUCAACAGUUGGCAUCACUCUUCAUCACCUGUCAUCUGGCAACCUUUAUUAUUAGGCUUUAUCAUCUGUCAACAGUUGGCAUUACUCUUCAUCACCUGUCAUCUGGCAACCUUUAUUAUUAGGCUUUAUCAUCUGUCAGCAGUUGGCAUCACUCUUCACCAGCUGUCAUCUGGCAACCUUUAUUAUUAGGCUUUAUCAUCUGUCAGCAGUUGGCAUUUAUCAUCAUCUGGUAACCGUUAUUACCCAGCUUAGCGCUUGUGCUGGACCUUGCCAUCUAGUUGUAAAUGUAUUUGUCUAUGGUUUUGUGUAGCUAUGGUGUGAAAACAGUUUCUUAUUAGAUAGUUGAGAAACUCUGGUUAUUUUGCAUGUAUUAUUUGUUGAUUUGUUGUUGUUUCAAUUCAUGAUUGUUGAAUUUAGACACUUAUAAACUAUUGUUGGAUGCUAUUAUCACUGAUACCUGCCCAUUUGUUAAGCUUUUAAACACACACCUGUUGGUGUAUAGGCCAGUAAAUGAGGGAGUUAAACAUACAUACAAAUUAAAUGCUUCCCACAGUGAUCAUACAUUGAGUCGUGGAGUCCAGUGUCUGCCCAUGUUAUAACCCAGGCUAUCUACAGGCUCAUUAUCCAAACGUUACACACUAUGGCUGCACAAAGUUAUUUUGUUGAGAGAGAAGUUAAUAUGUACCAUAUUUGUUUUGAUUUCCUGAACCUCAAGAGUCCAGAACGAAUUUAAACGUUCAGGAUCAUUCAAAAUGUUUAGUCGACUUAAAAAUUUAAAGUGUGCUGCUGUUUUAAUGGUUUGAAGACAAACUUCCUUCCACAAGGUGCCUUGCAGAAAAGUUGUGUGAGGAUUUUUCAUGAUUUAUUAUGUACAGAGUUAGCCGCGUGACUUCUGCAGGCACCCUUUAUUGGUCUUCAUAAGCUGUCUGGCAACAUUUAUUAUUAGACUUUGUUUUUGUGCUACAGCUUGUCAUUUACAUAUACAUGUCAGUGGCUAUGAGUUGUAUUCGUUAGCCAUGUGACUUGUACAGGGUUAGCCAUGUGACUUGUACAGGGCUAGCCAUGUGAUUUGUACAGGGCAAGCCAUGUGACUUGUACAGGGCAAGCCAUGUGACUUGCACAGGGUCAGCCAUAUGACUUGUGCAAGGCAAGCUGUGUGAUGUGUAUUCUGUAAUGUUGAUAGAUUCAGAUAUCUUGUAGCUGAUGGACUAGAGGACGAUGUAGCAGGUUAUUGAAAUGGGAGAUACUCGAAGUAUGAUCUACAUUUGUUAAUAUCGAAUAUUCAGCUCAGAAUUAAA